Molecule: messenger RNA, 3233 nt
Organism: Caenorhabditis sp. 36 PRJEB53466
Lineage: Eukaryota; Metazoa; Nematoda; Chromadorea; Rhabditida; Rhabditidae
Source: the annotation of a GenBank genome assembly
AUGCCACUUUUCGAGAACUUUUCCGAUUUGCUCUACUGGACUAUUCGGUGAGAGUUUUUUUGGGCCUUAAUUCAAAAUUAUUGAGAUUUUCAGAAUUCUAGAACUAAUUUCCCUAAUUCCGAGCCUGAUACUGACCUAUUCGUUUUGUCGAAUCGCGUGCCAAACGCGUAUUUUUCACUUCAACCUAACUAUUAUCCUAAUCUCAAUUCUCGGCCAGUGGUUCGAGUGCUUCGUUGCCAGACUGCUCAUAAUUCCAUAUCAAGAGGGAUGGAUUGCCAUCAGGGAUACUGUAGUUGAAGGUUAGUGUCUAAGGGCGUCUCGCCACGACAAUACCACCCGACAAGUUUCCAGACGCGAAAAGCGGUGUUGUCCGAGUGUCCGUCACGUUUAUACCCCUUCUGAUCGGCGGGUUUUUACGGACCCAUUACAUUUUGUCAAUUUCCCUCGUGAUUCCGUUGGUCGUCAUCGAAAGGCUCAUCGCAAGUCUCUUUAUUCGGUUAGUUCGGGCCUAAAAAUGUAUUUCGUCUAGAGCCUUAUGUUUUCUUGAUUUGAUUAGUGUGUAACUGACCCGGUGUCGACCUUGUGAACUGCCACGUGGCGCUCGAGCACAUUUCCGAUCAGCUGACUUCAAAAUUGAAUUCAGAAUUAGUGAAUAUGUCAAGUGCUUCAUUCACAAAUUGUUGUUUUUCCCUACAGAACAUACGAGAAGCACCCGCGAGUGUACGUGUCGACGGCGAUGCUGCUGUCCUCGCACGCAUUCUCCAUACUCGUUUCCUAUCGAACCAUUCAAUGGCACUAUUCGUAUCUUCAAAUCUUGCUCACACUCGCCAUAGUCCUCAGUGUCACAGUCAGCGUAAGUUAAAGUCAUGCGUUUGGUUGGUAAAAAACGCUUGUUUUGAAGACCUUUACGAUAUUGUACACUUACAAUUCGUCGGUGACGCGACGAUUGGAACGACAGCACCGGCGGUACGGAUACCAUUUGGGAAAGCGGUUCCAGGCUCGCGAGAAUUUACAGUCGUUGAAGGUAUUGUUAUAAGAAAGAAACGUUGAAUGGCUGAAAGUUUUCAGCUGGUCCGUCGUCUUACUGUUGUCGCGCUCGUCGCUUUUUUAGUGAUCGCUCUUCUGAUAGCCCUGGUUUUUUCGCAAAUUUUACCGAGAUCAAUGCAUAGGAUUGGGCUACAACUCACCGAGGUUAUUAUGAAUUUGUAAGUUGUGUUAUUUGUCAAAAAAAAAAAAUGUUAUAGACUUUAUGAAAACGCCCCAAAUAACGACAAUAUCUUGCAGAAACCCUCUCUUCAUAAUCCCAUCGACAGUGUCACGGAUUCGGCCGUGGAAGACCAAGUUGCUCGAAGUGAUUCCGUAUGGAGUUCGUCGGAAAUUCUCAGGCGCCCAAAGUGUUCGACCGUUGGACUAUCGGGUCCGGACCCGAAACGACACGAGCACGUACUGGCGACAGUUUGCGAGCAGUUGGUCUUAGACAUGUACAAUACUUUUUCACUUCUUUUUACAUACUUUCUAUUGUGUGAAACGCCCGAAAAUCUAUCAUUUUCGUAUCCAUCAUUCUUUCCUUCUAUUAUCGGUCUUCUCAAUAAAUUCCGAGAAGAUAGAGCAAGUUCGCUCUAUUGAAGAGCGGUUUAAAUGUGUUGCCAGGCGACACACGCGACACGUUUUGAAAAGAAUCUCAUUGGUCCGCCCAAUCAAUCAUUUUCACCUGCUGUACAACUCUUUUCACCUCGACCACUUUCAGGAAAGAAAAUGCGGCCGAUCCAGCAGCCGAUAGUACCUACAAUUAGAGUCUACGGGUAUCCAAUGACCAUAGGGACCACGGAUAUUUAUGUAGAUGCAGCCCAAUUUCCAGCCAGACAAAUCAACUUGUGUUCUACGCCACCAGAGCCUAGAUCCAGCAACUGACGAUGGGCGGAGAGCCGAUGUCGUGGCACACUUGCUUGUUCGUUGUGCAUCGAGGAGUACGGUAGCGAGGGAGCCAGGGUGAUUGUGUAAGCCGAUUGAUUUACUCAAAAAGAAAGAACUUUGCGGUUAUGAGAUUUGUUUGCCUACUCGUUCUCCUGAAAAGCCGAAAACUAUGUGCUCUCCUGGCUUAUGCUUACCCCUCAAUUACCACAAACACCAUUUCUAACCAUUGAUUCCAUAAUAGCCCCAAAGGAUGAGUAGAACUAUGUUUACCCCGCAAUUCCGAACCGAAAUCUUUCAAUCUUUCCCAUCAAUGCCUAUUGUGAUUGUGAUUAUCGGCUACCAUGCCAUUCUUUAAAUGUUAAAUGCUGCAAUGACACUUGAAUAAAUCAGAAAUACAAGCUUUUCCUCGGAUCCCUUCGUGUGCAAGAAUAAACCGAGUUGCUAUAAUCCAAUAAGCUCUAAACUUUUCCGGCUUCUGGUACUUGGGUUUAAGUAUCUUGGCGCCAUGUUUCAGUUCGAUUGGACGAUUUAUUCUGGAGAUGUACUAGUUUCAUCUACAGUUCUGACAGUCCUGCUAAUGUCUUACAAUUGCUGUAACAGACUGACCGUAAUAUAAAAGCAACGGGUGGUCGUUUCCCCCUCAACGAGGUAUUUCUAGAUUUAUCACUAUAUCAUUUCCCUGUGUCAUUUACAAAGGUUUACUUGCCCGACUUCAAGAACUGUGACUGAUGUUCAACUUUAAACAAGAUUCCUUAUUCUGAUGUGUAGUAGUCCUACAAUAGUCUAACGACCAGUACCCUCUCUUCCCUCUCUCUCUCUCUCUCUCUCUCUCUCUCUCUCUCUCUCUCUCUCUCUCUCGUACCAUGCCGUCUGCUGUGAGCGCGUUGUUUUUCGAACGUUUACCGGCCGAUUUGUAGUGUUCUCGUCUCCGAUUGCGCAAAAGACUCUUCUACAAAUGCCCUCUAUUACACAUCUAUUACACGGACAUUUCGGCGUUCGUUUCGAAUCCAUCCAAUUGUUCUCAUUUCAGGUUGUCAUCAUCAGAACCAUCCUAAAGUUAUACAGGUGGGGUUUUAGAGUGUGUGACUCUAUUUUUAACCAUAUCUCAUUUCAGAGUCCCAAACGAACGAGAACUCACCGCGCUGAGAGCCGAACACGCCGGAGUGGACGCUAUCAACAGACAGGCAAUUGAUCAGUUGAAGACCGAUCUCGCAAAAGCCGAAGAGAAUCGCGCCGGGGCCUACAAGCUGAUCGUCGAGACGAGGCAUAGCAAUCAAGGCCUCAGGGAUGAGCUCGCGACGCUUGAGGACUCGGCAUAG